Poecilia latipinna (sailfin molly) is the source of this 7037-nucleotide messenger RNA. It is a transcript of the gene znf831, whose product is annotated as zinc finger protein 831. The transcript is spliced from 4 exons. The record is from RefSeq and is a predicted model, not a curated record. NCBI's taxonomy places the organism in Eukaryota, Metazoa, Chordata, Actinopteri, Cyprinodontiformes, Poeciliidae. The coding region runs from base 418 to 5700 and encodes 1760 amino acids.
GUUGCAGCACUUCCUCCGCCGGCAGCUCCCGCUUUCAACACUUUUGUUUUAAUGAUCCUCGCGGUCCAGCUGAUCUCUUAGUGCAGUCUCUGACUUCAACUUAUCCUCCGGAAGUCUUUGUUUGACAGCCAGCACACCCACCCAGCACUCUCCUCCUUUCUGCCAUACCAGCUUGUAUCUUCUCUGUUUCUCUCUCUCUCUCACUCUCUCUCUUUCUCUCUCGCUCUCAUUUGCAUGUCUUCCGCUUCCUCAUCACAAGAAACGGUUCUUGUCACAGAGCUGAGAGAAGAUGAGAUUGGAGAGGAACGUGAAGCAAGCGGUUGCAGUCAGAAUGAGGCUGUGUAAAGGGCUCUGUCACCAGUCAGGGUGGUAAUUAGAGACCCGAAGCUGGUACAUCACGACAGCUGCAGUGUUGCCAUGGAGACCGGAAAGCCAACACUAUCGAGUGUUCCGGUGCACACUGGCUCCGUCAGAGCACAGGCAGAGAAAAGGAUGGACAUCCAGGCACCACUAACGGCUGUUUACAUCCAGACAGUUCCUGCCGUGCCGAUGCAGCCGUACCUUCAACCUUCUGCAGACGCGCGAGAGACAAAUGCACUCCAUCUGGCCAUGCCACCGCUCUACUCCAAGGAGACGCUUCCCUUCCUGACACUGCAUCUCGCCGGUGGACUGCAGCCUCAAAUGGGACUGAGCGCAGCUGCUGCUGCUGCUGCUGCAGCUCCAGCUCCAGCUCCGACUCCUGCAGCCAAACCCAAGUCUGCGGGCAAACAUGUGUGUCCUCACUGCGGACGUGACUGCAUGAAGCCCAGUGUCCUGGAGAAGCACCUCCGCUGCCACACCGGGGAGCGACCUUACCCCUGCACCACCUGUGGAGUGUCUUUCAAGACUCAGAGCAACCUCUACAAACACAGACGAACUCAGGCACAUGCCCGACAAUCAUCCGAGUCAGAGCAGACCAACCUGGGCAGCCUGGACAGCAUGUCCAGCUCUAGAGAGACUUGUUCCUCCAGUUUGUCUCUUGAUGAGCAAUGCGAAGAUUUGGGCAGCGAGGAGAAGCAUACUACGCUAAGUGCUGCUGAGAGCCCGACUCCUGCUGUUCAGACUCAAAGUUCUGAACAGAGAGAGACAAGCCCAACGGUUUCCAGCGCAGAAACAAAUGGGAGUAACAAACUGACAGUUGCGGAGGAUAAACAGAAGACAGAAAAUACAAAAGACUCUCUGACCAUCAGUCGGCAUCUCCAGCUUCAGAGACAGGAAGCCACCCUGUUCUCCAAACAGUGGGACAGAUCUGUGUCCAGAGGGAAAUCCCAGAGUCAUGAGAGUACAGACUCUGGCUUCAGCGAGAGCAGCGACCACUACCCAAGUCCCAGCAGUGUCUUACCUGAGCACAGUGUGGAUUCCCUCUCUAAACCUAGCAGGGAGCAUCUUGAAGAAACCCAGAACACACAUUUAUGUUCAGAACAAGGCCACGGUGGACAAGACGAAAAAGACGCAGCAAGGGAGCAGGUACAUAAGAGGCUAGAGGAACGGAUAUCCAAGCUGAUUUCGGACAACUCGGCUGUUGUGGAGGAUAAACACCUUGAAAAUGUCAGGCCAAGAAAAACUGUUUUGUCAAAACAGGGCAGCAUUGACCUUCCCAUGCCAUACACCUACAAGGACUCCUUCCACUUUGACAUGAAGAUUAACCCGGCCCAGAAUACUGGGAUGCAGAGACACACCAAGUCUGGUUUAUUCAACUCUGUGCCGACUCAGUGCUCCUCUACCACAGAGCAUGCCCCCUUAACACGCAGCAGCUCACUCCCUUUCAGCGUUACCCUUCUGCAGCCCGAGAGAAGCAGCCCAACCUCCUCCAGUCAAAGUGAUUAUGCAACAGACAUCCGCAGGGGAAGCUCUGGCCAGAUCAACCCAACAGGUUUAUUGAAGAAGCCUGUGAACCAGCACUCGUCUUCUCACCGCCCACUGGUUCGGCAGACAGCCGUAGACUGCAACCACACAACAGACAGCCUCCACACAACUUCAUCUGUGGAGGAGGCAUGCACCGGCAGUCUCAGCUGCGACGGAGAUGCCAGUGAUAUUAUUGGAGAGCCAAGCAGCAGAAAGUUCCGGAGGAAGAAAGCACAGAAGUUUGCUUACAACAAGUGGUACAUGUAUGGGGGUGGAACAUUUAAAAAGCUCUAUGAUCCUGACAAAAGUGGCGAUUCCACUGCUCUGAAAGGCAGGAAAUGUUUGACAAACCUGGUUCAUGAGACAGCUCAGGGUGUACAGAAAAGGGUCUCCAUGGUUCAAAAAGAAACAGUAACAAGAUCGGGCUCAACAGUAAACUUGUCAACCAGCAAUGCAACAGCAGGCCAUCUCUCUGCCAAUCUCUCCCUUGUCUCUUCUGUGGAUCUAAAUGUAGAAAGACAUCACCUUCAUUCAACAAAUAGUUCCGCUAAGGCUCCACUUACGAGACAUUUGUCUCUGUCACUAUUGCCUUUAUCUGCCACCAGAUCCAUGCCUGUUCACAAAAUGGAGUGUUUCAAUCUAACAGAGGCAGGGAGAUUAGGGAAUGUUCCAAAACAUUCUGACUCCAUGACAGAGCUUUGUGAAGCCCACACUCCAUCUGACAGAAAGAAGCAGAAAACUGGUGAAAAAAUAAUUUCCCCUCUGGAGAUGGAGACUGUGCCAAGCACACUGACUCAGCACCCUGUGCCUGUCACUGCAAGCACACCUCCGCAGGGUACAGAUGUUACUUAUGUCCAAGCUAAAGAAAUCCCAAAUUCUCCGGGGCUCAAAGGAACCCUCUUUUUGCCAUGCUUACUCAAUGCAAAUGUUUCCCAGAUUAGCACUUCGGCAGCUACUUCAGUCUCUGUUGCUGCAAAGAGCAGUUUCCUCCCCAAGUAUCAGUUGAAGUUACCCAAUGCCCUUGAAUCUGGUCCUGCAUCCUUACCACAAGCUCAAAGUAAACCAAAGGGAACAGAUGACUGUAGUGCCACUCUCAGCGACCAAAUCUUAGUGACGUCUUAUGAAAACAUAUGUAAAAACACUUUAGAGUCCAUGCAAACACAAGACCACCUUGCCUUGGCUCGCACAGUUACAAGUAUGUGUCAGGUUAAAACUUCACAACACACCCAUAGUUUGUCUUCUAAUGUAUCUGUUAUGCAAAGGCAGUUUGCAGCAACCACAGUAACCACAAGCUGCUUUCAAGAUUAUUCGAGUGGAUUAUGCAGCGCUUUGUUGCAUUGUUCGAAAACUGCAACCGAUUCUAUGCAUAAACAUUUACCCAGACCUCUUGCAACUGCAGCUCCUAGCAUGUCUUUGCCCACAGGAAAUAGUCAGACAUCUGCUGCCACCAUCACAGGUCUUUCGCAUCAUCUGCCUAACCACGGAUCGAUCCUGGCAAACCCUGCAAACAAAGCAGAUGUUGACUCUAAUACCUCAGCUGUACGUUGUCGCAUUGUGCCGUUGGACCAGCAAGUUCAAAAUGUUUUUCAUGUUCACACAGCAGACCUCCAGAUCUGUCUUCAAAUUAUAUCAGAUGAGCAGAUGGCUCUUAUUGCACCCCAAAUUGAACGUCAGUCUGGUCCUAGUCUGCCACAGUUACGUGAAAUUGAAGCCAUGUCCCCAGAAGGUGCCCUGAGUAAAACUCAAACUUUUGGCUCAAAGAAAAUUACCAAUGUCACAAAAGUAGAAGAACAACCAAAAGAUCCAAAGGAGGGUGUCAGACAGGAGCAUUUAUCUAGACUUAACUCAGAGAGAGCAUCACCCCCACAGUCUGUGCAGCCGGUGAAAGAAAAAAACGAACACAGUGAUGCCUGCAGAACUGCAUCAUCAACAAAAUCUUUCCCUCCUCAACCACCAUCCCGACACUCGCACAAUAAUGGCCAUUUAAUCACAGUCACGCAGACCCGAAAUUCUGUAGGCAGUAUUAUGGCAACCUCUGCUUCAGUCAGAGGUGAAAACUCAGGAAGGAACCACACUUCAGAGGCUAAACAAGUUCUCUUUCCAAACGCUUGUGCCGAGGAGAAAUUUUUAUCCACUAAGAGGAUCAAUCAAACUGGAAUGGCCUCACAAAUGCUUACAAGUCAACAGAAAAUUUGUGAGAGAUUAUUUUCCACCAGUCCAGCAAAUCAGAGCAACAUGAAAAUCGAACCUCUGGACAAAAGCCAACAGAAAGCGAAACAUCCAGGUGGCUUGUGUAACACAAAUGUAUUGAACAGUCAGUGUGGAGCUUUGGCGUGCAAAAUCAGUAAGACAGAGAGUGGAGAGUUCCUCAAACAAGCCAACAGCGACAACGCAGGCAUUGAUGCAUCAGUCUCUCAACUUUCCAACAGUAACAUCAAUGUGGUAAGACAGCUCAACCCACAAGCAUUUGUCUUUCACAGUCAUCAAAUGGAACCUACAAAAUCCACAAAUGAGAGUUCACUCAAGCAUGCAAACUUGCAACUGAGCAGAGUGAAACUUUCUGACAAUUCCUCUUCUUCAAUGGAACAUUGUCCUCAGGAAAUACAGAAUACAAUUAGAAGAGAACAUUCAGAAAAAUCUCCGGGUCAGUUUAACUUACAACCUGCUUCUGUUGACAUGAAAAGACCCGGAGACGUUACAAGCUUCCAGAGCUCCACCACAGGGAUCACGGAGGGAGCACAGAUGGGUCUGGACUCACAGGAGCACAGCGAGACACCUGUGCAGCCAGAGAGCAAGGACUGGAGACCAAAGCAGAACCAGGGGGAGCCAGAGAGAAAACACCAACGCUUGGGAGAGCAGGCAAAUGACGGGCUGACAAAAUUAGACAAAGGACCAGAGUCUUACAGCAGACAUGUGGCUGCAGCAGACAUGAGCAGGCAUAAGCGAGAAGAAACGAACCAUCAUGUGGAUACCUCUAAAAUCUCCUGUCUGUCAGAAGAGCAUUUAGAGUCUCUUUCCCAGAAGAACUCCUGUAUGUCCGAGUGCCCUCCACCCAACCUUCAUCAAGCCCCAAACACCUCACAUAACUCUGGCACUCCUACCAACAGCAUUCAUUCCAGCCUUUUGAGCUCUCCACCACUGGAAAUCAACCAUCUCUAUUUGCCACAGAAGACCUGGGACAGAGGCAUCAUCCUCUACGACCAGCAAAUGCAGGUCUCGCGUGAAUCAGAUCUCAGCCAGGAUGCUGCGAUUCCGAUUUCCACAUCAGAAACACAGAGUGUCUUUUUUUGUGCUGAGCCCAGCCUGCAGUCAUUCUCAUGUCAAGAUCAAACAAAAAGCACUAUCAGUUUUUCAGCUCAGCAAGGCUGUACCGCCGCUGGUAACUACAGCUGUGAUGUUUUCACUGGAGAGAGGAAAACCAACUCUUGCGUCUUACCAGAUUUUAGAACAUUGUCCUCUUCGUACUUAAGCCAAGUUCCCAAAGUCUGCAGAGGUACUGGUGAGAUGACCGGGGACAUCCAAAUGCUACCAGACAAACAGAUUACUGAAUCUCCGUCUCAGCCGUUUUUGUUUCUGGAACCUGAAAAGAAGCAGGAUGCCAUGGACUCACUGAAUGACUUCAUAGGUCAGAGCUCUAACUCUGGGAGGCCUGACAUUACCAGCAAAUACCAAUCCGUUUUCAUGAUUGGGUCCUUUCACGGCUACCAGUCUUCAGACUGUCUGCCCAGUGGAGUAAGGCCUGUUCCAAGCUUUCAAGACAACACAGAAGAUAUCAGCAGCAGUGACGAUGAAGGAAAACUCAUCAUUGAGCUCUAGUAAAACAUGACAGAAACUUAUUUUACAGACUAUUUUUUUGCUGCUGUGUAUAUUUUUAUGAGGCAAACUACUCAGAAGGGAAGAAUAAGAAGAGUGGAUGAUUUAAUUCAGUGGUAGAUGAAACAGGACUGCACAUAUGGAUUUUUUUUAGAUGGCUUUUGUAUAGGUGCAAAUAUGUAUGACUGUUUGUAUGACUGUAAUUUGUAUGACUGUAAAAGUAAUCUUGUGAUAAUACUGCAAAGAGUAAAUUAAGCUGCGAUUCCAAACAUAUUACUUCAUGGUAACUCAGGUGGUUUUGAAUGCCUCCUCACCGUCAUGAAUCUAAUGCAUUCACAUUGUAGAGUUGAGAAUGCAAAUCCCUCCCAUGGAUUUCUGACAGCAACCAACAUAGCUGCAGCACAUGUAAAUGGUAAAUGGCCCAUACGCUUAAUCAAGUCCAGAGGACUCCAAAGCGAGUCACACUGCAUUCAGUCAUUCACCCGUUCACACCCACAUUCACACGCUGAUAUUUUACUACACAUGUAAAACACAUAGGGGUACACUGAAUGUAGUUUACUGGCUGAUUACCGAUCUUUUAAAGCCUGAUCUGCCGAUUCCGAUUUUGGCCGAUACCAACUUUUUUUUUUGUCUGAAAUGAACCUAAAUAUAGCAAAAAAGUCACAGAGUUGGCAACAGUGGGGUGACUAAUGUUAACUUCAAGCUUUCAGACAUGACCUGGUGGGCCGGUCGGUCAGAUAACAUCUCCCACAGGAGAACAGAAGAGGACAAUGUUGAUACUCAGGCAUUUUCUGAGGCAUAAAAGAGGUAGAUAACAUCGUCUUCACAGGUAAGUAUCAGCCAAUCACCGUUCUCCCAAAAUUAAGGGAACUGGCCAGUAAAUUGGUGCAGCCCUAAAAACAAAGCAUCCUAAAACUUGAAAGUACAAGAUACUGAUUAGCAGUUCUGAUAACGGCUGAUUUGGCACAUAUAAGUAUCAGCCACUACUUGUCAACACAUCCCAAAAAAUAGGAAAUAUAUUAUGAGCUUGUAUUGCUAAAAGUAGCAAACCGAGCCAAACCAAUCAAUCUAAUCUAAAGACUUUAAGUUUAUGGCCUUGUGAAAUGCUGACCUAUUCAGAAUGAAACCUGCCUCUCACUUCUGCUGCCGGGGCAGGCUAAGCAUCACAUUUUGAAAUUUAAAACCACAGGAUCUGAUUUGAACUAAUCGCUAAUGUUUGGCCGUAAUGUAUGUAAUGCGCCCGGCUCGACGGAGCUUGCCAGAAAUUACGUGCACUGUACACAACCCCAUGAGGAGUAAGGUCUCCACAUCUUUGCCAGUAAUAAAAUGUCUUAAACGUU